AUGAAUCUCACACGUCCCGUUGAGAGCAUCUUUGGCGAUCCACCGCCGGAUCUCGACCUCUCCGACAGCAAUGUGGCCAGGAACAACGGGGUCGCGAGUACAUUAACGGUCGCGGCGACUUUGAUAGUAGCCCUGCGUAUGUACACCAGGGUCAAGAUCCAGAAGUUGCCAUGUGGACCAGACGACUGGCUGAUUGUCGUAUCGUUGGUGCCGGCGUAUGGGAGCCUUGCCUGCACGAUCAUCGGAGCCAAAUACGGUCUGGGCACACACGUCUGGGCCGUUGCGGAGGAAAACCUCGUCCCCAUGCGCCAGCUCCUCUACUCCUACGGCCUCGUCUACCUCCUCUCCAUGCCGCCGAUAAAAUUCUCCAUCCUCGCCUUCUACCGCCGCAUCUUCGCCGCCGCCGUCCCGCGGACCCUGUACCUCUGCGCCUUCCUCACCCUCGCCCACUACAUCGGCUGCACCGUCGCGUACAUCUCCUGCUGCCAGCCCCCCUCCUUCUUCUGGACCGCCUUCCAAGACCCAACAACAGGCCGCUGCGCCUGCGCCAUGGACGCCCUGCAACUCGCAUCGGAGGCAACAAAUAUGCUGACCGACGUGCUGAUCCUCUCGGUCCCAAUCCCGCCAGUCCUUCGUCUCCAGAUGCGCACCGCGCAGAAGGUCCUCGUGCUAGGCAUCUUCCUAGUGGGAGCGUUGUGCGUUCUCCCCCCUACCCACCUCACCAUACCAAUCUAA
This is a messenger RNA of Aspergillus mulundensis, 735 nucleotides long. RefSeq lists its product as uncharacterized. Bases 1 to 735 code for a protein of 244 amino acids. The record is from RefSeq and is a predicted model, not a curated record. The transcript is spliced from 3 exons. Lineage: Eukaryota; Fungi; Ascomycota; Eurotiomycetes; Eurotiales; Aspergillaceae.